Molecule: messenger RNA, 1890 nt
Organism: Penicillium taxi
Lineage: Eukaryota; Fungi; Ascomycota; Eurotiomycetes; Eurotiales; Aspergillaceae
Gene: fetC
Product: putative ferrooxidoreductase Fet3
Exons: 1
Coding region: 1-1890 (629 amino acids)
Biological process (GO): reductive iron assimilation; cellular response to iron ion starvation
Cellular component (GO): high-affinity iron permease complex
Molecular function (GO): copper ion binding; ferroxidase activity
Source: RefSeq, a predicted model, not a curated record
AUGGCGAACUCAGUGGGAGGCCUACUAUCUUGUUUAGUAGCGCUGCUACUUUCUUUUCAGAUCGUUCAAGCCAAGACAGUCACAUAUGAUUGGAAUGUUACUUGGGUGACUGCCAACCCUGAUGGCUUGGCUGAUCGAAAAAUCGUUGGUAUCAACGGCCAGUGGCCCUUGCCCGUGGUCGAGGUGGACAAAGGUGACCGAUUGAUUGUAAACAUGUACAAUGGUCUCGGAGACAAGUCCACAUCCAUCCACUGGCAUGGUAUGUACCAAAAUAGCACAAACAACAUGGAUGGACCAUCCAUGGUGGUUCAGUGUCCAGUCGUGCCAGGAGCUUCCAUGACUUAUAACUUCACUGUCAACCAAAAUGGCACUUAUUGGUACCAUUGCCACACCGACAAUUGCUACCCAGAUGGCUACCGUCAAGCUUUGAUCGUGCACGACAAAGACGCUUACUUCGAUGAUAUGUAUGAUGAACAGUACACCUUCACCAUGACCGACUGGUACCAUGAGUUGGCCGAGGAUAUCGCCCCAACAUUCAUCAAUCUUGACAAUCCCACAGGUGCAGAGCCUGUGCCUCAGUCCUUCUUGUUCAACGAUACUCUUAACACUAAGGUCUCUGUCGAGGCUGGUAAGACGUAUCUACUGCGCUUGAUCAAUGUCGGUGCAUUUGUGGCUCAAUACUUCUAUAUCGAAGAUCACAACUUCACGAUCGUUGAGAUUGAUGGUGUGUACACGGAGCCUACCGAGGCCAGUAUUCUUUACAUCGCUAUCGCGCAGCGAUAUUCAGUCCUCGUGACGAUGAAGAACUCCACUUCCAAAAACUACCCAAUUGUGACUAUAGCCGACUCGGUCCUUAUGGAUACAAUACCAGAUAAUCUCCAAUUAAAUCUGACUAAUUGGCUGGAAUACAACUCCAAGGCUGAUUUUCCUUCGGCCAGCAUUACCGUCGACGUUGCCUCUGAUCUUGAUCCUUACGACGAUGCGACACUGGUGCCCUAUGACCACAUGGCUCUGUUGCCUGAGCCAGAUCUGACCAUUGAGGUGACUGUCAGUAUGCAGGUCCUGAACGACGGUGCAGGCUACGCAUUUUUCAACGACAUCUCCUACACCAAGCCCAAGGUUCCCACUCUCUACACAGUCAUGUCAUCUGGUGACCUUGCCGAUAAUGCAACAGUCUACGGUGAAUAUACGCAUCCUUACGUUCUCGGUCACAAUCAGGUCGUGGAAAUCAUCGUCAAUAACAACGAUGGUGGUUCCCACCCAUUCCAUAUGCACGGCCAUGUCUUCCAAGUCAUUGACCGAUUCCCUGCAUACGGAGAGCACUUCUACGACUACGCCGAUGACGACGAUGGAGUCACGUAUGAUGCAAACAAUCACACCGCGUUCCCAGCUUACCCACCCCGGCGUGAUACUGUAGUGAUCCCACCUAUGGGUUACUUCGUGAUUCGCUUUGUCGCCGACAACCCUGGUGUGUGGUUCUUCCACUGCCACAUUGAUUGGCAUCUGCAGCAAGGUCUCGGAUUGACAAUUAUUGAAGCGCCUCUGGAAAUCCAGAAGCGUCUCACCAUUCCUCAGGAUCACUAUGAUGUAUGCAAAGCAGCUGGCGUCCAGACUGAGGGCAAUGCAGCCGGAAACACCGCGGACUACCUCGACCUCACGGGUCAAAACAAGCAACUACCCUGGCUUCCGGCCGGCUUCACUGCAAGGGGUAUUGUGGCCCUAGUAUUCUCUUGCGUAUCUGCAUUCUUGGGAAUGGGCUUCAUCUCCUUCUACGGAGCGACGGGCAUCAAUGCGCAACGGCAGCAGGAGCAGCAGCAGCAGCAGCAGCAACAACAACAACAACAACAAGAAUCUGAGCAACCUAAUCAAGCGGAGCGGUUCCACGAUUGA